Messenger RNA from Terrapene triunguis (Three-toed box turtle), 695 nucleotides. Its product is annotated as major vault protein-like. The annotation marks the transcript as partial. Lineage: Eukaryota; Metazoa; Chordata; Testudines; Emydidae. Gene Ontology annotation, cellular component: nucleus; cytoplasm. The transcript is spliced from 5 exons. The record is from RefSeq and is a predicted model, not a curated record.
AUCCCCCGCCCCCCCCCCCAGCCGACAUGGCCGAGGAGUCCAUCAUCCGCAUCCCCCCGCACCACUACAUCCACGUGCUGGACCAGAACUCCAACGUGACCCGCGUGGAGGUGGGGCCGCAGACCUACAUCCGGCAGGACAAUGAGCGGGUCGUCUUCCCCCCGACCAAGAUGGUGACGGUGCCCCCCCGGCACUACUGCGCAGUGCUGAACCCUGUGCUGCGGGCGCCGGGCGCCGGGGUGCAGUUCGAUGCCUCGGGGCAGGCGCUGCUGCGGCACGCGGACCUGGAGAUCCGGCUCAGCCAGCCCCCCUUCCCCCUCUACCCGGGGGAGGAGAUCCAGCAGGGGAUCACGGCCCUGCAGGUGGUGCUGCCGGACACCGCCCUGCACCUCAAGGCCCUGCUGGAUUUCGAGGACGACCAGGGGGAGAAGUACGUGGCUGGGGACGAAUUCCUCUUUGAGGGGCCAGGCACCUACAUCCCGCGCACCGAGGUGGAGGUGGUGGAAAUCAGCCAGGCGACCGUCAUCCGCCACAACCAGGCCAUCCGGCUCCGGGCCCGCAAGGAGUGUACGGACCGUGAGGGGACCCGGCGGGUCACAGGUGAGGAGUGGCUGGUGAAGCGAGUGGGUGCGUAUCUCCCUGGCGUGUUUGAGGAGGUGGUUGACGUUGUGGAUGCUUUUCUGCUGACAGAGAAG